CAACAUCCAAGAUACAACAAACGAGAAUGGCGUCUGUAUCGAAAGCUCCUCUAGUAUGGAUAGACUGCGAGAUGACCGGCCUGGACACGGAUAACGAUACUAUCAUGUCUCUUGCUGCCUUUGUCACAGAUGCCGACCUCAAUAUCAUCGAUGAACAGGGACACGAAGCCGUCAUCCACCACAGCAAAGAGCAGCUCGACCGUAUGGGCGAGUGGUGCACCCAGCAUCACGGCCAGUCCGGACUAACACAAGCCUGCCUGGACUCCUCCACCACCUCAGAAGAUGCCGCAGAGGCUCUACUCCAGUACAUCAAGAAAUAUGUACCGGAACGUCGGACCGCUUUGCUUGCCGGGAAUUCGGUACAUGCCGACAAGUCGUUUCUAGUCAAACAACCUUACAAGAUUGUCACCGAUCAUCUUCAUUAUCGGAUUCUAGACGUAAGUAGCAUUAAGGAAGCUGCGAGACGAUGGGCGCCUAAGGAUGUCCUGAAGAAGAUUCCGAGGAAGCAGAUGCUGCAUGAAGCGCGGGCCGACAUCUUGGAGAGCAUCGAGGAGGCAAGGUACUAUCGCGAGGCUUUCUUUCUUGCGCCAAAACAAUAAGCAGAGCCGUAUUCCUAGAAUAAAGGCUAGGUCAACCCUUCUAUUGAAGUCUGGUGAGCGUAUUACGAGCCCGUGGACAGCAAUGUCUUCCUUCCCCAUCCGCUCUCAUCAGAUCACACUUUGCGAUAUUUUGCUCGAACCUUAACGCAUGCCUUCUUUGUCCCCAACGCCAGUCACGUUCGUACUGAACAGCCGUCAAUGUUUCAGGACAUAAGAAUUAGC
Molecule: messenger RNA, 821 nt
Organism: Cucurbitaria berberidis CBS 394.84
Lineage: Eukaryota; Fungi; Ascomycota; Dothideomycetes; Pleosporales; Cucurbitariaceae
Product: oligoribonuclease-like protein
Exons: 2
Coding region: 27-599 (190 amino acids)
Cellular component (GO): mitochondrion
Molecular function (GO): nucleic acid binding; 3'-5'-RNA exonuclease activity
Source: RefSeq, a predicted model, not a curated record